Messenger RNA from Rhizophagus irregularis DAOM 181602=DAOM 197198, 1619 nucleotides. NCBI's taxonomy places the organism in Eukaryota, Fungi, Glomeromycota, Glomeromycetes, Glomerales, Glomeraceae. The record is from RefSeq and is a predicted model, not a curated record.
CUUUUUCACAAAUUUGAAAUAAUAUAAAAUAUAAAAUACAAAAAUGAGUUCUAAAAGUAGUAUCUGAUUUUAAUGAAUUAAAUAUCUCUGAUAAAAACUCUAUUUCUGCAAAUAUUAAUCAUGAUAAUUGUUACGACCCAGCUAAUAAUAAAAUUUGGUGUAAAGAAUGUGUUCCUCGUUGCAUAAUUGAAGGGUGGACCAGCAGUGGAAAUGAUGAUAUUGAUAAUCUUAUCAAGGAUUCGAUUUAUAAUGCAAUUAGACAUCGUUAUCCUGGUUGUCCAUCAUUUCUUGAAUGGGUUCCAUUUGAUAGAUUUAAAGAUAUGAAACAAAUAGGUGAAGGUGGAUUUGCAAAAGUGUAUUCUGCAACUUGGAUUGAUGGUGAUGCAAAAUACAUUAAACAAGGUGAUGGAAAUUGGAUAAAAAGAGAACCUGAAUCCAUACAAGUUGCUUUGAAAAAGCUAAAUGGAUCACAAAAUAUGUCAGCUGAUUAUUUAAAUGAGCUUAAAACGCAUUGGAAAUUAAAUUGUUUACAAGAUGAUUCUUUAAAAUUUUAUGGAAUAUCUAAAGACCCAGAAACUGAAGAAAUUAUAAUGAUCAUGCAAUAUGCAGAUGGUGGAAAUUUGAGAAAUAUUCUUUCAAGUAAUUUUAAAAAAACUUUAUGGAAUGGGAAAAUUAGAUAUUUAUCGGAUUCAGCAUUUGACCUUAAAAAUUUACAUGAAUUAGGAUAUUUUCAUAAAGAUUUUCAUAGUGGAAAUAUAUUAAGUAUUGGCGUUAAUUCUUAUAUUUCAGAUUUUGGAUUAUCUAGACCAUCAAAUGAACAGAAAUCAUCAGAUAGUAAUAAAAUAGUUGGUGUGUUGCCAUAUAUUGCUCCAGAAGUUUUAAAUGGAGAACCAUAUACAUUAUCUUCUGACAUUUAUAGCUUUGGUGUAGUUAUGGCUGAAUUAUCAUCUGGAAAANACUUAGCAUUGGAAAUAUGUAAUGGACUCAGACCAAAAUUUGGAAAAGGAACCCCUGAAAUUUAUAAGAAAUUAGCUCAUAGAUGUAUGAAUGCUGAUCCAAAUCAAAGACCAACAGCCAAUGAAUUAGGUGAAAUAUUAGUUUGUUGGAAUAAUUAUGCGAAUGGUUACUAUGAUUAUGGUAAUGAAAAUGAAAAAUAUGGUUAUAAAAGAAAGGAAGUUAAAGCUGUAUUUGAUAAAGCUGAUGAAGAGAUACCAAAUAUUUCAGCCUUGCAUGAAAAAGAUCCUGAUGCUAUUUACACUAGUAGAGCAUUUACAUUUAAAAAUUUGUCAAAGCCCAUUAAUUCAUCUUUUAUUGCUACUACAUAUCUUGAUAAUAAAGAUUGUCAAGAUUCUCAAUUAAUUGACUUAGAAGUUCCUAGUACGUCAAAAUUAGAGGAUGGUGAUAGCGAUAACUAAAUAAAAAUUUCGUAACUAUAUAGAUGUUAAUUUUUUUAUUUAUUUACGAUAAAAUUAAAGAAAUAAUCACCUUUAUGAAUAUAUCAAGUUUAUUAUUUAAUUAAAUACUAGUUAUAUUGUAUUGAAGAUAUUUGUAAAAGGGGUAAUUCGUCUUGUAAUAAACACUACAAAAGAAUGUUAAAAACUUAUCUGGAUUUUUACUAU